Molecule: messenger RNA, 1281 nt
Organism: Apis cerana (Asiatic honeybee)
Lineage: Eukaryota; Metazoa; Arthropoda; Insecta; Hymenoptera; Apidae
Source: RefSeq, a predicted model, not a curated record
UCACUCGAUCCUUGGCCGCAGUGCAAACAGAGCCAUCAUCUGUGUAACGCGUAUUCAAUCGUUUCAGGAUCGUUUCAUAGAUCGAUCAUUUAAAUUUGCGUGGGAAUCAUGAUCGAUAAAUUAUUUCACGAACGAAAAAUGCUAAAAUAUGCCCGAUCGAUCGACAUUUAGCCGUUACAAGUGAUCGUUCGUAGCUUUAAUUUGUUAUAACGAGAUAGCGCUGGAUUAUUUUACAUCGGAGUAACGUGCACCAGUUUUUAGACAGCUGCAAUCGACCGCAGCUACACCCACGAGAUUUAUAGAUCCGGAAAGAUCAUAUUCGUAUUAACCUAUUUCGAUCUUAUAUUUCUCAGAAUGUUAACAGCAAUCAAUUAUUAUACGGCAACGGUGCUCUUUGCACUUAUACAUCGAUCAUUCUCGGCUAUGGUUCUUCCAAGGCCACCUUCUUCACCAAAUUAUAUUCAACGUUUUGAUCGAAAAGAAAAUGAUCAAAAAUUUUAUGAAGGAAAGCAUUUACAAAAUUUUUUACAAAAUUCUAAUGUGGAAAGAGCUAAUACCAACGAUUACAGUCUCGUAGAAAUCGAACUCCAAAGUCCGGAUGAAAUGGAUGCUGCUAAUCUUCAAAAUAUUGUACACGUAAUGUUGAAACAAUCUGAACAAAUUCAAAAUGAAACUUAUCCUCAUCCGGAAGUGAUAUCACAUUCAAUUUUCGGUGUAAGAGAUGUUGGCCUAACCUCAAAUUUCAAGAUGAAUGUUAACGAAGACAGACAUGUUUUAGGCCUCCCGAAACUUCAAAAUCUUGAUGAAAAGUUUUAUUAUUUAAAAAAUAGCAGACCAAAAGUGUAUGUGAACGUACGAGGUCAUAGCGGUUCUUUUCAAAAAGGUAAUAAUCGUCCUAAAACGACUUCCAAUAACAAUCCUAUAGAAUUUCUUCGAAUGACACCUCCUCUGGAAAGGCAAACUGAUUGGAAAUCUCAUUACAAUAAAAUAAUUCACCCGUUAAAGAAAUUCGAGCAUCGAAUUAAUACGAAACGUGAAUAUCAGAAACAUCUUUCGAAGAAUGAAAUAAAGAAACUUAGUAGAUUAGCCGUAAUAUAUGGUUUGGAAGAUCUCUCCACUACCGAGAGUUCUAUGGUGACAUCUAGCGAGUUACCGAAACAAAUACCUGCACCACCAUCAAAAUUACCGAGCAGAAUAUUAAUGGCACAGACAACUCCUGUUCAAAGAUACGCUUUAAGAAGAACAAAUAUAUUGCCGGAAUAUAGUUUUUCCGAUAUUUGA